AGCGUCGACGUGUCGACUCCGAGAAGUACUCCUUUCAAUGCCAUGCUUCGCGACAUUCUUUUGACUAUUCAUUCUAUCCUGAAACUCAUUCUCACUCCUAUCAUCUUUCUGCUCUCUUUUCUUCGCCUGCAAUCAGUAGCAGGUUAUCCAAGGCGUUUACUUCUCAAGGCACUUGCAUCCGGACCAAUACCUCAACAUGUUGCCUUCGUGAUGGAUGGGAAUCGGCGAUAUGCCAGGAAAUUCAAUCAAAAAGUUCAACAAGGACAUGGAGAGGGCUAUCAAACAUUGAGGCGGGUUUUAGAAGUAUGCCUUCAUUUGAAUAUACAUUGUGUAUCCGUAUUCGCCUUUGCAAUCGACAAUUUCAAACGUCCGAAGGAGGAAGUUGAUGCACUUUUGAAUCUUGCUGUGGACAAAUUGGACGAACUCUGUCAACAUGAGGAUUUACUAACUCAGUAUAACGUUCGCCUGAAUGUUAUUGGUAGGAAGGAGCUAUUUCCUACAUUCGUGCAAGACGCAGUGAAGCGUGCCGAGGACCUGACGAGGAUGAAUAACGGGUCCAUUCUCAAUCUGUGUAUGCCAUACUCAUCUCGAGAUGAAAUUACAACAGCGGUUGAAUCCUGUGUACGAGAAGCUGUCACAGAGUUUACUUCAAAGGGAUUCUCUGGUUCUGAGGAAGCAUCACCCAUGAAUAUUACGCCAGAGAAGAUCACCUCCCGCCUCAUGACGACGCAAUGCGGUAGCCCUCCGCAGGUGGAUAUUCUCAUAAGGACCAGCGGAGUGACCCGUUUCAGCGAUUACAUGCUUUGGCAAUGUAAUGAAAACACUCAAGUUCACUUUGUUGACGCUUACUGGCCCGAAUUUGGACUGCUAGAUUUUGUCCCUAUAAUCCUCCAAUACCAACGUGCGGUCUGGAGUGGACGAAUCAUCCCGAAAAAACGACACGUUAAUGGUGGAACUUCGUGGAACGGUCGGCGAAGGGUAGAAUUGAAGACCAGGUAGAGGUGAGGUUGUAAUUUAUAGUGAUAAGUAUUUCGUAUACAUAUCUGUAAACUAGAGCGCGGAACUUAUACAAGGAGAAAAAGAUAUCGAUAUCGAUACAUGGGA
Messenger RNA from Marasmius oreades (fairy-ring Marasmius), 1104 nucleotides. RefSeq lists its product as uncharacterized. The coding region runs from base 43 to 999 and encodes 318 amino acids. Lineage: Eukaryota; Fungi; Basidiomycota; Agaricomycetes; Agaricales; Marasmiaceae. Gene Ontology annotation, cellular component: dehydrodolichyl diphosphate synthase complex; endoplasmic reticulum; lipid droplet. Gene Ontology annotation, molecular function: ditrans,polycis-polyprenyl diphosphate synthase [(2E,6E)-farnesyl diphosphate specific] activity. The record is from RefSeq and is a predicted model, not a curated record. The transcript has 6 exons.